CAUGCUAUUUUUGCGUUACCUCAGAGACAGUCCGUCAAUGGAGUCAAGCGGUCACGCCGAUACGAUAAUAUUCGUGACAAAUACAGUAUUAACCGAUGUAAACGAGAUUCUGACUUGAAAUUGUGUAUCGGAUAUCGAUUAAUGACAUUUUAGCUGACCAUGACCGCGUAGAGAUAGUUUUAUAGAUGUAAAACAAUUGGCUAGGUUGCAGCUGACGCUCCGUGUCAACACAAAGGCCUCUCUAGCCAGCUAGGGAUUCAAGGCCAACCUCAGCUGCAGCAAAUUAGCAGGCGUGCCAUAUUUUCUCUCUUUUUUUUACGUUUUAUGUGUAACGCACUUAAUCUGGUCGACUAACAAAAUAGCUUUCGAGUGUUUUUCGCUUCUCCACGAUCAUGGCGGAACAGGGUGCAGUGGUAAUGCAGCAGAAUUUGGACAGGAGCUGCUGGGUGUGCUUUGCCACAGAUGAGGAUGACCGCACGGCAGAGUGGGUGCGUCCGUGUCGCUGCCGUGGCUCCACCAAGUGGGUUCAUCAGGCCUGCCUGCAGCGCUGGGUGGACGAGAAGCAGCGGGGCAACAGCACAGCACGUGUGGCCUGCCCACAGUGCAACGCAGAGUACCUCAUCGUCUUUCCCAAAUUAGGUCCUGUGGUUUAUGUGCUGGACUUGGCUGACCGUCUGAUCUCCAAGGCCGGUCCCUUCGCUGCUGCUGGCAUCAUGGUCGGCUCCAUCUACUGGACUGCUGUCACCUACGGGGCCGUCACCGUCAUGCAGGUGGUUGGUCAUAAGGAAGGCCUGGAUGUGAUGGAGCGGGCUGACCCUCUGUUCCUGCUCAUUGGCCUGCCCACCAUCCCUGUCAUGCUGAUCCUGGGCAAGAUGAUCCGCUGGGAGGACUACGUACUGCGCCUGUGGAGGAAAUACUCCAACAAACUGCAGAUCCUCAACAGCAUCUUCCCAGGGAUUGGCUGCCCGGUCCCUCGGAUCCCCGCGGAGGCCAGCCCCCUGGCAGACCACGUGUCGGCCACGCGAAUCCUGUGCGGCGCUCUGGUCUUUCCCACCAUCGCCACCAUCGUGGGAAAGCUCAUGUUCAGCAGUGUCAACUCCAACCUGCAGAGGACCAUCCUGGGCGGUAUCGCCUUCGUGGCCAUCAAGGGGGCGUUUAAGGUGUACUUCAAACAGCAGCAGUACCUGAGGCAAGCCCACCGCAAGAUCCUCAACUUCCCCGAGCAGGAGGAGGCCUGAGCGGGACGGGGGUCUGCGGACCGGAGGGAGGACGGCCGGACGAAUCACACGCUCCUCCCGCAGAGGAGGAGGAGGAGGAGGAGGGGAGGGGAGGGGGGUUGAACUGUGCGACAGACUGAGCAGGAAACAUCGGUGAACCAGACUGAGAUCAGUGUCACCCAUUUACCUACUCACACUCCCAAACUGCCUCCCUCACCCCCACCCACCACCACCACCACCACUAGCCCCGCCCCCCUCCUUCCUGUUUCCACCUGGUGGAGUGAUUCAUCGCACCGCUGCUGACAUUCACGCUAGGAUCCCCACCAUCGCCACUACACGUUGUUUUUAAACUUUUUGACGCUUUCGUUAAGGUGAAGACGGAAAAGACUGUUUGAACGUACACAUAGGUACAAGUGCACAUACCCACACGUACACACACACACACACACACACACUGACACACACUCACACACAGAUACUGCUUUCCCAGGAAUGUGACUUGUACUAUGUGAGUGUUGUAGUCGCGAGGGCGGAGAUAUUUAAACAAUCACAUAACCAGUACUUAUUGUAACUGUAUUUUAAGAUGAUUAAAAAAAAAAAAAAAAGUGGGGCAUGUGUAAUUAGAAAGUUUUAUAAUAAUAAAUGAUUGUUUUAUAAUGUUUAUUUUGCAGAUUUGAAAAAAAAAAAAAUCCCCUUUGCCAAUGUUAGGGGUUUAUAUUGAAUGAGAAAUAUUGUUUUUUUUGUGUAUGGAAUGUAUUAGUGAUGAAUAAUAAAAAUGUGUUUAAUAGUUAUGGAUGGUUACGUAGAGUAAAUGAAGCGCGGGCUGAGAGGCAAAGAGAAAUGUCGGUUUUACCUGCUUUGAAACUCUGUUCCAAUGAGGCCAAUAAUCCUCCCUCGUCUCCCAUAACCUGUGACUUAUAUCAAUAUAUACUCUGAAUGUUAGUCGAUUUCUCACUGAUAUCCUACCUAGUACAGUGCAAACGUGACUCUAACAGACUAAUCACAGCUAACAGUAGAAGUGUGUGCCAGACCCAGCAUUUAUUUCGGGGUUACCAAAUUUUUUUUUGUUUUGUUUUUUAAUUUUUUACACGCCUUGGCAGUGUUCAUGUUGUCUAUAGCUUCUUCUCUCACUUUGUCAAAAUGUUCUCACAUGAUGUGUGGUAAAGCUUCACUGCCCCGUCACACAACCCCCCCCCCUCCACAUGAUGAGUCAGUCGUCUCCUUGAUUGGAGGAGCUGACAGAUGGCUGGACGGUAUGGGUUUGAGGUACUUUCAAAACUCGGCGGUGACCGGGACGUUUCCAUUGCGGACUGUACGGGGUUUCCGAGGCUUCAGGUGACUCACACGGUGCCCGAGGAGCCACUUUUCACUGGGACAUGUGAACCUUUACCGAAAGCACUGAACGUUUGCCAGCUGCUCGAGAAGCCGAGACUGUUUAUUUACCUUUUUAAGUUUUUUUUUUCUUUUUUAAAGUAGAAAAUUCCCUUUUUUUUUCUCCCCAUGUGAUCAUCAGAUGGCUCCAUUGCCUGAGUGUAAAGUAUAGUCCAGGUCAAACUAUAAUGCAUGCUUUGGUUCUGUGAUAAUUACCAUGCAAACGUGACACUUUCUUGCGCAAAAUAACAUAGCACUUUAUUUGCUCUUCUAAAAGGGGACAGUUUUGAAGAGUUUGGAGCAUGCCGUGAUACCUCUUUCACUUCCAUUCUGAAAGCUUUCGGUGGCAAAACAAAACAAAAAAAAAGUUUGUGUGGCAAUUACCAGGGAACUGAACCAUGAAUUAGUUUAACCUGCUUUCUGCACCCCGACUGUUAAGGCUAAGGAGCACUUUUAAUAAAAUAAGAGGAAACAGGCUUCCUUUAAGGCAUUUCAGCUAAAACACAAAACAAACAAAAAAAACCCCAGCUAAUUCUAGCUGGUCUUUGCUUUCAAAACUGCAGUAAGAAUAUCCUAAACCAACAGUCAGUAUGUGACUUCUUGUGAAAAGGCAUGCCAUAGCUAACCACUUGACUAUUUAACCUGCACAUAUAAGCUGUGCCUGCAUUACAGGUGUGCUAUGAUCUGCAAAACGUGGCUCUGCUGCACAGCUUCUCCCAUGCGUUCACUGACAAGACCCCACUAUGCCAAAAAA
Myripristis murdjan (pinecone soldierfish) is the source of this 3342-nucleotide messenger RNA. It is a transcript of the gene marchf5, whose product is annotated as membrane-associated ring finger (C3HC4) 5. The record is from RefSeq and is a predicted model, not a curated record. The transcript is spliced from 6 exons. The coding region runs from base 393 to 1238 and encodes 281 amino acids. NCBI's taxonomy places the organism in Eukaryota, Metazoa, Chordata, Actinopteri, Holocentriformes, Holocentridae. Gene Ontology annotation, molecular function: zinc ion binding.